UGUGAUGGAGGGAUCCAACCGCCGGCUGAAAACAGCCAGGGAAGCAAGCCAGGCCAUCUUGGCUGACUGCACUCGAAAGCAGAGACUUCUAGUGUGUCUGGAGGGCAAGAUACAGGAAAAGGAGGGAUUAGCAAGCCUGUACAUGGUCAAGCUAGAUAAUUUCUCUAAGGAGCACAAGAAAAUCCCUGCAAAAGUUCUCUUGUUUUUCUUAAGGAAAAUCAAGACUGUAUAUAAUGAGAUUAAAUAGCUUGAAAUUUGAAAAAUUCUCAGUAAUUGAGACAAUGAAAGCACAGAUUGAGGAAGGAGUGAACAAUGUAGAAAACGCAAUGCAGACUAGUAGGAUGAAGAUUAUGGCUAAUUUAAUAGCGAAUGAGAGUCAGGAACCUAGAGCAAAAUCUGUAGAAAUAAUGGAUGCCUCAUUUGAUAACGAUAGUAAACAAGAUACUGACAAACAAAAUUCAAUUCCAGAAGAUAUUGCAAAUGAAGAGACAGACUUCACUCUAAUCUUGCACUAAAAUAUGAGAUUGAUGAAUCAACCAC
This is a messenger RNA of Moneuplotes crassus, 540 nucleotides long. NCBI's taxonomy places the organism in Eukaryota, Ciliophora, Spirotrichea, Euplotida, Euplotidae. The record is from the annotation of a GenBank genome assembly.